Messenger RNA from Phyllostomus discolor (pale spear-nosed bat), 1832 nucleotides. It is a transcript of the gene RPF1, whose product is annotated as ribosome production factor 1 homolog. Gene Ontology annotation, molecular function: rRNA primary transcript binding. The transcript has 9 exons. Gene Ontology annotation, cellular component: preribosome, large subunit precursor; nucleolus. Lineage: Eukaryota; Metazoa; Chordata; Mammalia; Chiroptera; Phyllostomidae. Gene Ontology annotation, biological process: maturation of LSU-rRNA; maturation of 5.8S rRNA. The coding region runs from base 20 to 1057 and encodes 345 amino acids. The record is from RefSeq and is a predicted model, not a curated record.
ACGCCCAGGAACGAACGCUAUGGAGAAGACUGGCGGUAGCCGAAAGAAACCCCUGAAACGCAAAGGCGCUACCGAGGAACCUCAGGAGGCGGCAUUUGUUAAGGAUGGGGCGACAGAAAGCGAGGUCCAACCCCCCAAAGCGUCUGCCUUUCCUCCAGGCUUCAGCAUUUCCGAGAUCAAAAACAAACAGCGGAGACAUUUAAUGUUCACGCGGUGGAAACAGCAACAGCGGAAGGAAAAGUUGGCAGCUAAGAAAAAACUUAAAAAAGAGAGAGAGGCUCUUGGUGAUAAGGCUCCACCAAAACCUAUACCCAAGACCAUUGACAACCAGCGAGUGUAUGAUGAAACCACAGUAGACCCUACUGAUGAAGAGGUUGCUUAUGAUGAAGCUACAGAUGAAUUUGCUUCUUACUUCAACAGACAAACUUCUCCCAAGAUUCUCAUUACAACAUCAGAUAGACCUCAUGGGAGAACAGUACGACUCUGUGAACAGCUCUCCACAGUUAUACCAAAUUCACAUGUUUAUUACAGAAGAGGACUGGCUCUGAAAAAAAUUAUUCCACAGUGCAUCUCAAGAGAUUUCACAGAUCUGAUCGUUAUUAAUGAAGAUCGUAAAACCCCAAAUGGAUUAAUUCUGAGUCACUUGCCAAAUGGACCAACUGCUCAUUUUAAAAUGAGCAGUGUUCGUCUGCGUAAAGAAAUAAAGAGAAGAGGCAAGGACCCCACAGAACACAUACCUGAAAUAAUUCUGAAUAAUUUUACAACACGGCUGGGUCAUUCUAUUGGACGGAUGUUUGCAUCUCUCUUCCCCCAUAAUCCUCAGUUUACUGGAAGGCAGGUUGCCACAUUCCACAAUCAAAGGGAUUAUAUCUUCUUCAGAUUUCACAGAUACAUAUUCAAGAGUGAAAAGAAAGUGGGAAUUCAGGAACUAGGACCACGUUUUACCUUAAAAUUAAGAUCUCUUCAGAAAGGAACCUUUGAUUCUAAAUAUGGAGAAUAUGAAUGGGUCCAUAAGCCCCGGGAAAUGGAUACAAGUAGAAGAAAAUUCCACUUAUAAAGCAACUGAAGGAGUAAUAUUGGAUUUUGCUGAGCAGGUCUAUCUUGAGAUUGUGACAGAAGACCCUUCAAAAGGGCAUUUGCUGAUAACACCUUUCAAAUCUGCACAAAUUACCUAGUGCCAUGAAUUACCUACCACUUACUGUUUCUGUAAGAAAUAUAAAUAAAUGUCAUUUUGGUAAGAGAUUAAGUUGUUGCAAUUUAGGUUUCUUAAAUUUUUGAUAACUGAGUAAUUAAGUUGGAAUCAAAAAUCAAUAUAGUAUUCCCCUAUGCACCUUCAUGGAACAUGUGAGUCAGAAAAAUGGUGCCUGAUAGAUUACUAGGUAACCAACACACUGGUUUUAUAUCAGACUAAUCUUUGAUCUGGCACCUAGUUUUUAACUCAGUUUUCUGAAUGAUUAAGAGGCCAGGUGUCUGCAGUUUUUAACAUUCCCUUAAGCCUGUCAGAAAGGUAAAUAUUUUAAAGCAAAAGUUUCCCAAGGACUCAAGCAAAGUUACAAAUUAUUAAAGCCAAUCUUUGGUCCUUUUUUCUUACUACAUUGUACCUCAUUUGUUGUAUUGUGGUACUCCAGGUUGUAAGUUCUUAGGUUUUUAUGUAUAAUGGUAAUACCCUUAUAAGGAGUUUAUUAAUUUGUUAUUAAAACACAGUUAACCCUAUAAAUAACUCAUGAAUAGAAAAUGUAACUUCCCCUGACCCUUAAAAGAAGUAUGCAACUUACCUUUACUUCUAUAGCAGUCUUGGAAAUGCAAGCAUAGAGUUAUGUGAGAGGAGUUGG